Molecule: messenger RNA, 602 nt
Organism: Oppiella nova
Lineage: Eukaryota; Metazoa; Arthropoda; Arachnida; Sarcoptiformes; Oppiidae
Source: the annotation of a GenBank genome assembly
CGAUCUCAAUAUUAUUGUGCACUUUCAGAGUGUGACACUGUUUUACUGAAUCCAAGUCGUUGUAAAUUACAUUUUCAAUUCAAUUCAUGCAAUAACUUAUACACAUAUUCAGUGUUCAAGUGAUUCUAAUGUUCAGCUCUAUGUUCAAUGAAUUUCUAAUGCCUAUUAUCAACUCAAUUAUGUUAUCCAGUGCAUUAGAAGAUAUGAAACAAAGGUUACGAUUUCUGCGAAGACGUCAUACGGACUCAUCCAUUGAAUCCUCGGUGCGGCCCUCCAAAGAGGAACUGGAAAAGUGGGCCAACUCUUUCAUCGACCUCAUGAGCAGUAGAUAUGGUAGCGCACUAUUCCGUGCGUUUCUGUCGCGUGAAUUCAGCGAAGAAAACAUCGAGUUUUGGAUGGCGUGCGAAGAGUUCAAGAAAUCACGUCAAAGCAAAUUGACUCAAAAGGCCCGCAAAAUAUUUGACGACUUUCUCGCUGUUAAGGCACCCAAAGAGCAUGGUAAAUUUGGACCCAAAGCUGAGACUAUCAAUUAUGCAAACCCUACCGACCCCGGGCCGUAACAUGUUUGACCUGGCUCAGCGCAAAAUUCAGGGCCUUUUAGA